This is a messenger RNA of Centropristis striata (black sea bass), 1973 nucleotides long. RefSeq names its product WD repeat-containing protein 88-like. Bases 1 to 1218 code for a protein of 405 amino acids. Lineage: Eukaryota; Metazoa; Chordata; Actinopteri; Perciformes; Serranidae. The transcript has 11 exons. Gene Ontology annotation, molecular function: protein binding. The record is from RefSeq and is a predicted model, not a curated record.
AUGGCGUCUAAAAGCAGCGAUCCUCUGUUGGUAGAGGAGCCAGCAGGAGGCGAAGAGGAGGAGGAGAGAGGAGCAGGAGAAACAGGAGGUGGAGCAGGAGGAGAGUGGAGCCGCGAAACUCAGGUUCCUGUGAAGGUGUUAAAAGGUCACAGCGACACCGUCACUGCCGCUCGACUUUGCUUCAAUCGCCGCUGCGUCCUCAGCUGCUCCUCGGACCGCAGCGCCAUCCUCUGGGAUGUGGAGAGCUGCAGACCUCUGAGGGUUUUUGAUGGAGUUCACAGUAAAACCAUCACUGAGUGCGCUCUGAUCCCAAACACCAACAGGAUGGUUACAGUCUCCUGGGAUAAGAAGUUGGUGUCCACAGACCUGGAGACAGGACAGACUCUGUGGCGGAGCCGGCAGCCGGGCCUGCUGACCUCUUGCAGCUCCUCGUCCGACGGCCGCCUGCUCGUCUGCGCUGCAGAUCCUCAGAACGCCGUUAUCAUCAGCGAUGCAGCCAGCGGGCAGACGCUGCACCACAUCAGCGACCAUCACCGCUCCACCAUCACACGCUGUCGAUUUGACCCUCAGACUCAGCGAGUGGCCACGGUGUCCUCAGACCGCGGCGUCAGGCUGUGGGACCUGCUGGCUCAGAAGACCACCGUGUCCAUCGACAGUAACCAUGGCAACGUCAUCUCUGACUGCUGCUUCACCAGCAGCGGGUUCUUCCUCUGCACGGCGUCGUGGGACAAAAGUUUGAAGCUGUGGGACCUGCAGGCCGGAGGGUUUCGGUCCCAUGGUGGGACGGCGCUACAGAGAGGACACGAGGGCAGCGUUAGCUCCUGCUGCUUCUCUGCUGACGCAUCCCUGCUGGUCUCCGGCUCCUACGACAGGACAGUAGCUCUCUGGGAUCCGUCGUCUCUCUGCCAGAAUCUCGUCCUGAAGGGUCACAGUGAUUGGGUGACUGAUGUGUCCGUCAGCGUUGACAGGACGCUGCUGUCCUCUGCCUCCAAGGACCGGACGGUGAGGCUGUGGAACAUCGAAAACAUGGAGGAGAUCCCAGAAGUUCUGGAGAAGAGACGGACAGACGGGACAGGAGUCCACGUCCUGAAGUGUGAGCAGUGUGGAAAAGCAUUCCCGGUGUCCAGGCUGCAGACCUCAGAGCUGCUGACUCACUGCGUCUUCUGUCGACUCAGAGCGCCAUCCAGGUACCGCCCCAAGCCCCCACCGCUCAUGUGACCCCGUCCACGAGGUCAGAGGUCAGGAGUCAGCCUGGAGCAACAGCUGGUAGGAACUCAACGUCUUGCUAAUGUUUACUGAGGCGUUGGGACGAUGGUGCGAGACUCUUUGAUAACCAGACGGACAGCCUGAAGUCCUGCUGUUGGAUUUAUGUUUUUAUUGUUACACAUAUAGUGAACAUAUGUGGACAGAACUGGGGGAGCAUUGGGGAUGCAUUUCUAUGCAGGAAACGUGUAAAAGUGAAUCCCCACUGUGAUUUAUUGCCUUUCCAUCAGUAGUUCCUCUACACGUUAAAAAACUCCCUUUACUGUUUUGGGUUUCAGAUUUAAACGCACAAAAUAUAAUUUUCUGUCAAAAGGUCAAAACAACAAGCUGAGAAUGAGUUUGUUGAUGUGGUGAAGCAUCAUGGGUGUUGUUGUCUUCUCCGUUAGGAUUCAUUCAGUGUUCAUCAGGUAAAAAUCAGAUUCUCUGGUCCAGUCUGGUGACACAGGAUGUCCUGGAGGGUCUGAGAGACGAGCUGCUGCUGCUACAGAUGUUUACUCAGCUUGUUUCUCUGAUAACUUCAGAUUCAGACGUCUGACGACUCAAAUCCUUCAUCUGCUUCAAAUACAGUUUGAGAGAUAAAAGGUGCACUGUAGUACGGAAAUGUAUUGCUGCCACCCAAACAAAAAAAAAGGCUCAGUAUCACAUUAUAACGUGAAACUAUCAUGUUAUUUCAUGAUAACAAAAUGAAACGAAACGAGCAAGAAUAGAUG